Rodentolepis nana is the source of this 222-nucleotide messenger RNA. The record is from the annotation of a GenBank genome assembly. NCBI's taxonomy places the organism in Eukaryota, Metazoa, Platyhelminthes, Cestoda, Cyclophyllidea, Hymenolepididae.
UUGUCGAGCGUUGCCUAUCCGACGUUCGAUUUCCCAAAGAUGCCAGCGGCAGGUUGUUGUUCUUGCUGUUGUCUAGAUGCAAUGAAAAACUUCUUCCCUGGAAUAUUUAUCCAAGAUCUGGAACGCAGCAUUGAAAAUACCUCAAGUAACACUGCGGAGAAUGAAUUCAUUAAAGGACUUCCCAAAGACGACUCUUGGGACUACGAACUCAAGCAGCCUUAG